This is a messenger RNA of Geodia barretti, 1725 nucleotides long. NCBI's taxonomy places the organism in Eukaryota, Metazoa, Porifera, Demospongiae, Tetractinellida, Geodiidae. The record is from the annotation of a GenBank genome assembly.
ACCUAUUCAAGUGCUACACUGACUGUGGAGGUGGACCUUAUUUCCUAUAGUAAUCCGACCAGCGAAGACUGCAACGGGGGAAACUGCGAUGGAGUUUAUUACGGAACUUGCGAUAAUGUUUUUCAUUUCUGCUUGAGAGUUGUAGGGAGCGAGUUCUGUCUCGCUAGUCUCGGUACGAAUUAUGUUCAAGACGACAGCAUGACAUUCAGUUCUUAUGACCUCAGUCGACUCGGAAUUAGUAAUCCCUUGGUGUUUUCAAGUAUUUCAACCUCGGUAAGUAGUGCAUACUCUAGCUAUUCAGAUAAUAACCAACAGCAAUAGCGUCAAAAACUGUUUUUCAUCGUGACAGAUUGUCAUUUUCAUACGAGCUGGUCGCUGAUUGGUUGCGCGGGGACAUUGAGCAAUAGAUAGCUAAUACUGAGCUCCAUUAUAGUCUUGUACAUAACCCGUCUAAGGUGGAGAGGCCGGGACUGGCUACUAUGAAUGUGGAGGAAUGCUUGCCAAAAAUAAGGAGUGCCCCGCCAUAAUAUUUUAUAGCAUGCAUUCACGACCCACGCGCGCGCCGCCGCGCUCCAGGCCCAUUACGCGCGCGCAGGGCCCAGAUUACCCGGACUCUAGGAGACACUUCACGUGCGUGAACGUUUUGACUAGUUGACGUGGAGCAUUUGCCGAGUGCAUGGGUUUGGGGUAGCGCGCACUAAGUAACACUGAUAAGACUGCGCGUGCGUGUUUAGCAGCAAGCAUGUUGUUUAUGUCGUUGCAGAGUCUUCUGGAGCUGUAUGUAAACAUUACGGAUUACGACUCCAUCGGUGACAAUGAUACUGUGGAUGACAUAACUAUUCCUUUGAGUGGACGGUUGGAAGCAGACUCACAGUUUAGCCUUUCAAAGACUUACUCCGGAUCAUGUGGAAGGGCAAGCUUGGCUGUCAAGUUUCGCCUCACAUCCCAGUACCCUACCAAUCAAUACGGGCCACAGUGUGAUAAGGAGUGCAUCGAAGAGCCUCAACAAACGCUGUGCAACUACCUUGGAGAGUCUGUGGGUCUUUGCCCCAAUGGAUUUAAUGGGGAUACUACCGAGUGCAGGUGUGAAGGACAUUUUUUGGAAUCCAGCUGCAUUCUCUGCGAUGAUGAUUACUACCCGACAGGCCAAUGUGACGUUUUCUGCCGUCCAAGAGAUAGCGACGUCCGGGGCCACUACCGGUGCAAUCCUGAGACCGGUGAAAAAGUUUGUCUUGAAGGCUACAAAGAUCCAUCGACUUUAUGUGUGGACGAAGACGAAAAUCAUGAUGGAGGGUCAGGUUCCACUGCAGGUGCAGCAUCUGGGUCUGUGAUUGCUGGCUUGGUCAUCCUGGGGUGUUGCAUUCUCUGCUGCUGUCUUGGUGGUGGCUCGAGCAGCAAGAAGAGACACGAAACUAUAGUCGUGACCACUACUAGACCCACCAACCUCACUUUACAGCCCGCUGUGACUCAAGGAACUAUAAACCCAGUCGUUCUCGAUAGAAAAGUUUUUGUGCUUGUUACUAAGGACAAGGAGUGAUCUUUGAGCUCUGGACUCUGGUCUUAUCUAGCAACUGAGAAUAGAUAGUAUAUAGAACAUUAAUAAUUGUUAGAGAGCUAGGUAGUAUACUAUUAUUAGUGCUUCUUCUUGAAAUUUGUAAAUGUGCAGUAAUGGCCAUGCAUGCCACUUAUCUAACGCGAAGCAGAAGCGAGUGAAGCACCAGGGAU